AUGACAUCCCACAAUAUCCUACGAUGCAUUGGAACUGUUCCACUUAUUUAUAUUAGACUUAAUGGGUAUUCUACGACGCGUUGGACUUGUCCCGCUUAUGUGGACCUCCUUCGGUCGAUGUUUGAAAACAUGCAUAUUUCAAGUGGUAUCACCCAAUACUUAAGGGAUGUAACCUUUACAAAAUGGACUGUCCAUGAUUGUCUUGAAUUUUUAGCAGAAAAUUGUGCAGGGGUGACGUCUAAACAUUGGAAAGCUACAAAGCUUUUUAAUGGUGCAGAAAGAUAUUUUCAAUUCAAAGAAGUCAUAGCGUUUUUUGGUCUAAUAGACAAAAAGUUGAAUUCUUUUCAAUCUCCUGUAAGCAGUCAGUCCAUGACAUUAAAUGGCGUCAAUAUUGAUGAAACUGCUAAGGUUUCUGAAAUUGUACAAGCGUCAAGUAGCGCUCAAACUAAUGACAAAGAGGACCAGGAGGUAGAUGUUGAUAACAAUAAAUCUGAGGAUGAUGGAGAAGUAUUUCCCAAUUCUAGCCUAUUAGGUAGAAAUGAUACGAAAGAUGGAACUCGAACACCUCCUCACCAAAUCAUUGGAAACACUUAUAACUCGGUUGUCUCUCAAUCCUCAGCCAAUGAAACCAAUGAAAACAUCUUUAGAGGAGCUUCCGAGAAUUUAACAUGUCUAAAUGAUAUCAAGGAGUCUUUAACUGAAGACGAACCAAAGAAAACAAUUUCUGACUGGGUUUGCAUCACAAAUACACUGAUAGUAGUUAAUGAUGAAGACACCGAGGAAGUAACAAGACUCAAAAAAUAUUUAUAUAGAGUAAUGCUACCUUUAAUCGAGUCAUUCCUUAAACCUAUUCUGGACAUUAGUGCCUCAAACAGUAGUGAACAUCACUAUUGGUCGGAGUUCAGACAUCAUUUUUUCUCUUAUGUUUUACAAGAAUUUGCAGGUUUAGAUUGGCGAGC
This is a messenger RNA of Funneliformis geosporum, 959 nucleotides long. Lineage: Eukaryota; Fungi; Glomeromycota; Glomeromycetes; Glomerales; Glomeraceae. The record is from the annotation of a GenBank genome assembly.